AUUUCUUUAAAGUUUGUGAAUUUGUCGAAUUUGUCUAUUUGGAUUGUUUUUCCGGGGAUAUCAUUAUAUUUUAUCUCUCGGAAUACUGUUUACAAUGAGUAAACGGAAACGUGAAACUUGCCACGACGGCCAGGAAACUAAAACCGCUAAAAAUGUUGCAAUUAAAAGUACCCACUACGAUGCAAACACGAACUGGAACAUUGACGAUUAUCGUACUCCAUAUGAACCAGACGAACAUUGGGAACUAAGGCGACUGUUUAUGGAAAGGCAUCAACUUCAGAUUCCAGAGGAUGAGCUUGUUUGUAUGGCGCAAGUGUUCGUCAACGUAGAACUUCUCCACUGUCGAUAUCCGUUAGAAACUAUGCAACGCAUCAAGGAACUGUCGGAAGGAAUAGCUAAUGAGUACCGCGCUUCACGAAGAAAUAAAUUGCAACGUACGUUUGUUUCCGCCUCCAAUGCUGCUGCGUUGAAGGUGCAGCGAAAAGGUGCCAGCGAACAAGAAACGUAUCGUGGUUCAGAUCUACGGACAGAAUACAGCCGAAAAUUCAAGCCUGUAGCAAACAUCCAGACGUUAGAAGAUGCGUACAAUAAUAUUGUUUUGUUGAACAACGACUAUGAACAAACGAAAAUGGAAUUUAAUAAGUUAGGAGAUAGUAAAUUAACAAUGAGGAUUACAAAAAAUAGCGAUGGGACAAUCAGUGUAGCGGUAAUGAUUGGUGAGCUAACUCUGGUAUCGGCAGUAAAUAAUGGCGAAAAGAUGGCAGUUAAAACAGCAAAGCAGGUUUUUCUGAAAACAAUGCAGUCGCACUGCUAUCAUAUUAUUCGGCAGCAAAAUCCCGUGGAAUUGCAAGAAACACUCGGAAGUAAGAUGGAAAGGAAAGUUGUUGAAGGAAUGGUUGAUCACAGCGGGCGACCAACGUCCACUGAACUGAAGGAAAAGAAAAUUGAUGAAAGCAACUUGGGUUUCAAGCUGUUGCAAAAACUCGGUUGGAGUGGAGGCUCACUAGGUGCUAAGAACGAAGGAAUUGUCGAUCCUAUCAAGUGCCAAAUAAAGAUAGGUCGCAAGGGUUUAGGGGUUAAUUCAACAGAACAAUCGGACACUAUGAAAACCGGGAAAAUUAAUCCUCGAGACAACUCCUACUCGAUAGACGUUAACUUCUAUCGUCGAACCAUGCAAAAUUUUCGAAAAUCUGGAAUUGAGUACGAUUUGGUAUUUAGUAGCGAAUUCACCAAAGAAGAACGUGCUUUGUUACAUAGUAUGGCGCAAACUAUGCAAUUGAAAACACGUAGCUACGGUAAAGAUGAAAACGGUACUCGACAACUUGUAUUACUUGGACGUAAGUUGCCUCCCCAUGAACUUUUAGAUCGAAUUCUUAUCGAAAAAGAUACCAUAUUUUGUCAGCUGUAUACAGUUAAACCACCAACAGGCAAUAAUGAAAGUGAUUAAGGAUAGGUUUUAAUGUAAGAAUUUUCAAUUGUUAGGAUUUCUCCAGGGAUUCUAUGUGACACGUAAUGCGAUGUCGAAUUUGGUCGCUGCAUAGAUAAAGGCACAGCUGGCCCGACCAUGGCUGCGUAAUCAACUAUGUGACAAAAUUCGGCAUCCAAAUUGCGUCGCAUUACCACUUAAGUUUGACUAUGCCAUUUAAUUUUUAUAACGCAUUUGAUUGAAAUUGUUAAAAUCGCUCAAAUUUGAACAAUGCAGACGGAUUUGAAUUUACGAAGAGUAUUAGUCAAACCUGUUAUUGAAUACAUCAUUAGAUUGGUAUGAAUUGGUGUGAAAUAGAUGGCUGAUUUGCCAAUUACUAUUCGAUCGAAGACGCAAUCCAACCAAAUCAAUGAUAAUGCGGCUAUAUUUUCUAGACGUGCGCAUUGAGGCAUAUUACGAUGUUGUUUUUUUGAUUAUAGCUGAAAGAUACUUAAUAUCACUUUUGGAAGAUUUUAUGUACUGUGAGAUAAACUAUCAACUUAACUCAUUCACUGUCAAGUCUCGAGUGCGUUGAGAAAUGGCAGCAUAGCGGCUUGAAGCAUAUCAAAAUAGAAAUAAAGGUACUCACCGGCGUUUUAGCGGUCAAUUCGGUCGAGUUACUCGACAGUCAUGUCGCGUGUGACUUGUAUAAUACCAAAAGUAGACCAGUUGAGCAAAGCCCUAUAAUAAAACCAA
Molecule: messenger RNA, 2161 nt
Organism: Sabethes cyaneus
Lineage: Eukaryota; Metazoa; Arthropoda; Insecta; Diptera; Culicidae
Product: NF-kappa-B-repressing factor-like
Exons: 3
Coding region: 95-1447 (450 amino acids)
Molecular function (GO): nucleic acid binding
Source: RefSeq, a predicted model, not a curated record